This is a messenger RNA of Microtus ochrogaster (prairie vole), 1021 nucleotides long. It is a transcript of the gene Nol3, whose product is annotated as nucleolar protein 3. The record is from RefSeq and is a predicted model, not a curated record. Gene Ontology annotation, molecular function: cysteine-type endopeptidase inhibitor activity involved in apoptotic process; death effector domain binding; death receptor binding. Gene Ontology annotation, cellular component: mitochondrion. Lineage: Eukaryota; Metazoa; Chordata; Mammalia; Rodentia; Cricetidae. Gene Ontology annotation, biological process: negative regulation of intrinsic apoptotic signaling pathway; negative regulation of extrinsic apoptotic signaling pathway; negative regulation of release of cytochrome c from mitochondria.
GUGAGGCUCUACUCCGAAGUGGGGCCGUCCGAAACGCUCUGGACCACAAGCCGGACUCCACCCAGCAGGGAGGGAAAGGAAAACAGAGUGGGCUGAAUACCGCACCUCACCACCAGCAGCGGAGCUCCAAGGUCCUCCGCUGAAGAACCAUCCAGACUCUGAUGUCGAGGUGAACUUAGAUCACUCCUGGGCGAGGUCAGUGUGUGAGAACGCCAGCUUCCCCCCACUCCCCAUUUUUCUCCCUCUUGAUAUAGCCCAAACAUGGGCAACGUGCAGGAACGGCCAUCUGAGAUCAUUGACCGGGAACGGAAACGGCUGGUAGAUACCUUGCAGGCUGACUCUGGGCUGCUGCUGGACGCGCUGGUGGCCCGGGGCGUGCUCACCGGGCCUGAGUAUGAAGCCUUGGAUGCGCUGCCUGAUGCUGAACGCAGGGUGCGCCGCCUGCUGCUGUUGGUGCAGAGCAAGGGCGAGGCAGCCUGCCAGGAGCUACUGCGCUGUGCCCAGCAUACCGUGCGUGUGCCAGACCCCGCCUGGGAUUGGCAGCACGUGGGGCCUGGCUACAGGGACCGCAGCCAUGACCAUUCAUGCUCGGGCCACUGGACGCCCGAGGUACCCAGUUCAGGGACCACAUGUCCUGGGCUACCCAGAGCUACAGAGCAAGAGGAGGUCGGAGGUCCUGAGGGCUCUGAGGCAGUGCAAUCUGUAACUCCAGAGGAGCCCGAACUAGACGCUGAAGCCUCUGAAGGGGACGAGCCGGACCCGGAACAACAAACGGAACCGGAGCCAGAGCCAGAGGUAGAACCAGAGCCUGAACUGGAGCCAGAGCCAGAGCCAGAACUGGAGCCCGAGCCUGACUUCCAAGAAGACGAUGAGUCUGAAGAUUCCUGAAGGCCAGAAUCCUGACCUGUACAAAUCCUACCCAAGCUGGGUAAGACCUGGGAACCUGCCAGAGCUUGACCCAAUCAAUACACCAAGACUCCAUUUACCGCAAAAUGAAUAAACUCGGAAGGGUUAACCUGGA